CAAGAUCACAGAGCUGCUCUUGCAGUCUCAGUAUCUAGUGGUUGGAGUGGACCGUUAUAUGCCUGUGGUUGAUGUAUUCAGCGGCAGCACUCGUGGAAACCUCAGGGUGUGUCUAGCAAUGGGUCUGGCACAGCAGAUCACAGCACUGCAGUGAAUGAGGGAUGAUGAGCUGACCCACGUAUCACCACUGCCUCGACCAGCGCACAUAUUAGACCACCGGCCACAUGCCAGUACCACUGUGGAUGUUCUGCGUGAGCAUGUCUUUGUGGUCCGAGUAGAGAGAGUGAAGGGUCUGACGCCUCUGCAGUCCACAGUGUGGGGAGAAGCUGACUGUUACAUCCAGUACUCCUUCCCUGCACAAAAUGAGUCGAGAGGACACGGACCCACUUAUUGUCGAGAGCAAUGUGGAGCUCAAGGCCUACCACUCUGAGACCACUCUCUGUGUGCCUGACCCUGUGUUUGGACAUAAUGAGACUCAUGUCCUACUGGCUCCUCCUGACGUCCCAGUGCAAAGAAUACUGCUAAGCUCAUUGGCCAGUCAGGGGCUGAAAAACAGAGG
Molecule: messenger RNA, 559 nt
Organism: Sinocyclocheilus grahami
Lineage: Eukaryota; Metazoa; Chordata; Actinopteri; Cypriniformes; Cyprinidae
Product: C2 domain-containing protein 3-like
Exons: 3
Coding region: 155-430 (91 amino acids)
Biological process (GO): protein localization to centrosome; centriole elongation; cilium assembly
Cellular component (GO): microtubule organizing center; centriolar satellite; centriole
Source: RefSeq, a predicted model, not a curated record